GCCCUUAAUGGAGAAGGGAGAAGAUAAGGGAACGAUGUUACCGGGAAAAACAUACUGCAUCAAGACUGGAGAGUGGACCAGUCAGAGCGAAGGAUUGGUAAUGGGACUAGUCAGGGCAAGAACACGACUAGAGCAGAAAACAACUAGUCAAACACAAAGUCGUUAGGUAGAUUUGUCAGCCUAAUAGCACAAUAUCCAAAAGAAAAGCAAACCAAACACAACUAAUCCAAUUUGCACUACUUCCCAAACAAAACAAACACAAGACAAACACAAUAAGAGCUAGAGGGUACAGCCUACUCGAGCCGGUCGAAGUUGAUGUUUCCCAUGAAGUAGUCUAGUGGUGCUCCGGGGGGCAUGACUGGAGCAUGUGCUCCUGGUGCUCCAUCAUCCGAUGGCUGAAGGCCCUCUCCCGCUCGAUAUGAGCGAGGGUGACACCCUGCUGAGUCUCGAGGCGGUCGAGAUGCUCAUCGAAAGCAGCCAUGCGGGCGCAUUACUAAGCCUGGUGGGUUGUGUACUGUUGUUGGAACUGAAGCUGGUGAUCUAUGAGCUGCUGGUUCUGGAGGCCCAACUGCUGAAAUUGAAGGCCCAUCUGGUGGAACUGGUCGGUGAAGAAAUCCAUCCAUGGAACAGAAGGACCGGAGGAGGACACACCUCGCUCGGGUCUCCCUCGUGGAGGGAGAUCCACAGCCGGGGAAAACUUGGGCUCCAUCUCAACAUCAUCAUCGUCCUCGUCGCCUCAUCACCAUCUUCCUCGGACUCCUCAUUCUCACCAGCACCUGCUCCAGCAAUAGGGUGCAUGGAAAGACCAUCCACCCACUAUCGACCAUCAGCUAAAGACAAGAGAAGUGCGUUGAAGAGGAAGUUCCUGCUGAGCGGGUGGGAUCCUAACUGAGCAAAGGCAUCAGACAAACCCUGGAAGUCCAGCUCAAAGUGGCGGGCUAGACGAGUGAUUCGAGCCUAAUUGUACACUUUUUAUCCCUGUUUCUCUUUCAAGUUUAGUGCAAUUGAACUCCAAAAGGGGUGGUUUUACGUGAGGUUUCUUGUGUUUCAUUGUAUUUCAUAUCCUGAUUGGUGAGACCAACCCCGGAGUCGAAAGUUGGAAGAAAAGGAGCAAAGACCGGGCAAAGAUGAGGACACAGCAUGUGUUCACGGUCUUGAAGGACCGUGAACUAGAACCACAAUAUGUGAACCAAGGAGCGCCCAAAGAGGGUUUUGAGGAUACUAACGACAAGACAGUUCACGGUCGCUAAGAUCGUGAACUACAACCACAAAUCGUGAACCCAAGAAGUGAAACGGUACAUUUUGGUUCAGCAUGUUGUGUUCACGGACGCGUUUUGAUGUUCACGACCGUAAACUCAGGCGGUGAACUGGGCUCGAUCUUAGUAUAAAGAGCCAGCUGAAAGAAAGAAGAAGGGGAGAGACCUAGUGUGAGAAACUUCAUCUUCAAAUUUUAGAGUGAGAAAGUGACGAACCAAAGAAGAGGAGAAGCUAGGGUAGCACCUCCAACCAAGGAUUUGGGAAUUCCUUCUCCAAAAGAGGAUCUCUUCAACACAAGGAGCAAGGCUAGCAUCUUCUUGAUGGUUUCCCGUUUCCUCUCUUGUGUUUUCCCUUCUCCUAGCAUGGAGUAGUCCCUUUUUUUACUUGGGUGUUUGUAAACCCUAGCUACAAUUAUGUGAAUGCUUGUAUGAAUUGAAUGAUUUGUGUGUGGUUGUGUUUAAUGUGAAUGUGGAGGUAUUAUUCAUGAAUGAUUGUGUUGUGUGAAAGACUAUCAAUCUAAUUGUCAUUCUAACCUGAGUUUUCUUUGGUAAUUCGUUGCCUCCUAGUUAGGAUAAUGCUGGGCAAACCUCCUAUUUCGUAUUAGCAUUUAGGGUUUGGUUGUGGGUGGCCAUCCGAACUCUAAUUUGAGGGUGAAUUCUAACCAUUCCUUAGUCAAUAGGUUGAGAGGGUCGUAUUAGUGGCUUGGAUGGUAUCCCGUUUUCUCGACCUAGCGACUAAGAUGGUAGCUUUGGCUACUUGUUUGACAACCAUUCCUUAGUGAAUAGGUUGAGAGGGUCGCAUUAGUGGCUUGGAUUGUAUCCCAUUUCCUCAUCCUAGAGGCUAAGAGGGUAGCUUUGGCUACUUGUUACACUUCCCUGUGGUUUAUAACCCCCUAAACAACACAUGGUCAUUCGAUCCUUCAAGUCGUAAUUGUUAGCCGGGGGGAGCAACACCCGGGUGAAGCCUUCUCAAUUAGUGUCAAAUCCAUUUUACCUUUGCAAAAUAAUUUAGCUUUAGACCU
Linum trigynum is the source of this 2278-nucleotide messenger RNA. The record is from the annotation of a GenBank genome assembly. NCBI's taxonomy places the organism in Eukaryota, Viridiplantae, Streptophyta, Magnoliopsida, Malpighiales, Linaceae.